Messenger RNA from Eremomyces bilateralis CBS 781.70, 906 nucleotides. RefSeq lists its product as uncharacterized. The record is from RefSeq and is a predicted model, not a curated record. The transcript is spliced from 3 exons. Bases 60 to 566 code for a protein of 168 amino acids. NCBI's taxonomy places the organism in Eukaryota, Fungi, Ascomycota, Dothideomycetes, Eremomycetales, Eremomycetaceae.
UCUUUCAGCUUUGCAUGAGAUAUUGAGGAAGCCCAGAACUUGUCACUUGUCACUUCGAAAUGGCUUUGAUUUCCUCCUUUACAUUGAUCAGGGUCGUGUCGGUGUUUCAUAUAUUCUUGGCUUUUGUCCUGCUUCAGAAUCCACAGAAGGUUGCGGACCAUGAUUUGGUAUUCUUCUUAGGAGAGGCGACGCAUAUGCCACAUGCGACAUCUGCCUUCAGCAAGCCGAGCCAUGCAUCAGCCUUCCUCGCCGUCAUCCUCGCGUUCUUGGGCGUCGUCGAUCUAUCCGCUGUUUCUAUGCCCACAGUUCUUGCCAUGCAAUACUGGGCAGUCCAGGUUCCUGUUCGAUUGGCCUUCCUAUUUGGCCUUACGGCGCUCACAUAUAUGAUGAAGCCUCUGGGUGACUCCAAAACAAGGGCCUUCGGGCAGGACCUGAAGAAUAGUGUGGUAUUCACCUGGGCAUUCACGGAGCUACUUCUUUGGUACUGGAUCUAUUCAGCGAAUCGAGAAGAGCGUAAAAUGCUUGUCGUGCAAAGAGGCUCGGACGGGGAAACGGCAGCGACAUAAUCGGAUAUCCGCUCGUCUAUUAAGGAUUAGAACGCCUUGACAGUUGCUCAUUACGUGCGGCCAUUGAACCGCAACCGUUUAGAGUCGGUCGCGAUGUCUUCCGCGAAUAAAGCAUCUAGACUAUAUCUCGAGGAGAACUCGGUAUCGACCACUAAGCAGACAUUUCCCGGCUGGGAGCGCUGUGUGCUUGAACAAAUUAGCCCGGUUCCAGCAUGGAAGACUUACACAUUAGUCCCUUCUAAGUCUGUCUAUAACCAUGGUUAUCGAGGGAUUCAUCGACAGGGUGCACUGUACUGCAGGUUGCAAACGCAGUACAUUGCUAGAGAGCAAAGCAGAAGUA